This is a messenger RNA of Porites lobata, 35112 nucleotides long. Lineage: Eukaryota; Metazoa; Cnidaria; Anthozoa; Scleractinia; Poritidae. The record is from the annotation of a GenBank genome assembly.
AUGAAGCUAAACGAGAGAUGCGUAGCUGAAUACUCUACUUCCUCUGCCCCGAUCGACAAAGAAGGUUACUUAAAUAAGAAGGGCGAAUUGAAUAGAGGAUAUCAGCGGCGUUGGUUUCUUUUGAAAGGCAAUCUUUUGUACUACUUUGAGAAGCGAUCCGAUAAAGAACCAAUUGGGGUUAUUGUGCUGGACAAUUGUCACGUAGAGUUAGCGGAAAGCGGAGAGCCGUACGCGUUUCAGAUCUCCUUUGGAGGAGAUGGCUCCAGAACUUACAUACUUGGAGCUGAUACUGCGAAGGAUAUGGAAGCCUGGAUGCGCGCUAUCACUCAUUCGAAUUAUGACUGUUUGAAAAUGAUGGUGGAGUCGUUCGAAAGCAAGUUACAGAAGUUGACAUCGGAGGAAAUUGACUUGGCCACUGCAAGCUGCAGUAAUUCUAAAGCGAAUCCUACUUCGAUCGAAAGCGUUUCCGGUGCUUCGGAUUUGGUUGGUAUUAAUAGUAAAAAGGACAAUUUAGACUCUUUUGAGGCGGUCAUGGCAAGACCUAUCUCUGAGGGCGCUGCAAAUGGUGACAUUAAAAACAGUGACGGCGUAGAUUUCGAUAAUCUACCACCCCAAAAGAGAAAAGAAGUUGUGUCAGCUUAUAACACUCAUAUCACUGUAACCAAUACAGAACCAGCGGUUGGUAAUUUAAUCAGUCUUGGUGAUGAUGACGAUGAGGAUCAAAUUCCAAUCCAAAAUGAAUUCUCACUUAAUGACAGUUUUUAUUCUAACAGUGCAGACAUAAUGCCUCUUAGCUAUUCUGAUUUGGGACAGUUGGAAGAUAUACACACAGAGCAUCUGUUGAACAAGCUAAGUGGAAAUGUGUCAAAGGAAAGCAAAGAUGAUAGCUAUUUGACAACAAGGUUAAAGCGUGAUCCUGUUCCACGAAACCUGAGGCCAAAAUCUGAGCGAAGGCGAAACAAUAUCAAUAUCCGGACUUUGUAUGGAAAUGUUGAACCUUCACGAUUUGAUCGGAGCAAGUCUAAGACUCUGCCAAGGCCUUUAUCAGAUGUGGAUACGUCUGGAUAUCAUUCAGAACAUGGUAGUAUAUUCAAACAUCUUCAUGAACUUUACAGUGCCUCAAUCUGGGUGAAAUGCAAGGAAUAUGGGAAACAAGCUAGUCAGACAACUUUGAAAUGAAAAUUAAUCGCUACAAUGUGAUAUUUGUUUACUACUGCAACAAGUCCUUGCAAAGACAGUGAGUUAUGCUGUGAUCUCUGAUUUUUUUUAGUUAGGCCAUUGAUUGCUCUUUUUUCUCUGUUUAGUAUCAUACCACCUACCCCAAUUUUUGGCUUUUUAAAAAAGAAGCAUUGCAGUUAAACCCUGAGGGGUGGGGAGUGGAGGGAAGGGGGAACCUGGGGGCUCUGCCCGAGGUCCAACCCCUUACCCUUUUAUAUACCAUUUUCACGAAAAAGGGACCCCUUUCGUUUUACCUUUUUUAGAACUUUGCAUCCCUUUUAACAGCUGUAAAUGCAGUGUCUUUUAAAUAGGAAUCAAUCACAAAAGUAGAAUAUUUUCUUGACUAUUUAAAAAAGCCAUAAAAUUCAUCUGUUAGCCCUUACCUAAAGCCUGAACAAGGAGGUGACGCCUCCCCUCAUAGGCCAUCGUAGGGAGUACCCUCCCCCCCCCCCCAGGAGUUAAACCUUUUUUUUUCACUUUAAUUAAUUCUUUUAAUCUAAAAAAAGAGUGUUGUAACAGCAUUUUGUAGCAUCUGAGAGGAGUUUCAGUGGUGCAUCUUUUUUGCCAAUAAUGUUUUGUUUUACUGGGACAUUGACCAUCACAUUUACUGCCAUUUACCUUUUAUUUUUACGUAAUGUUACAUAGUUUUCACCUCUGUACAUUUUUUGUACUAUCACAAAAAUGACAACUUCUAAUUUAUUACUCAUGUACAUGUGGUGCUUAUGUCCUUAAAGUAAAACACUAAGUUUCAAUGAAAAACUUAAAAUGACUGCCAGUUGCCAAUGGUUGCACCAGGAUUACUGGUAUUGAAAGUCUUGUUUUGCCUAUUACAUCAUCUCUUCACAUGGCUGUAAUAAUAUUCUCUGUAAUCUUAUGUUGGUCUGUUUGUUUGAAAGUCUGUAUAUUUUAGCACAGGAGAAGAGAAUUUUAACUGGUUAGGAUAAAACAAGGAUGUUAUUGUUAGUGAAUUUUAGGAAUAUUUAGCUAUUUCAGUUCCAAAUAAUGUGGUUUUAUUCUAAAAUUGUCAUUAGUAAUAAUGCUGGCCAGCUGUUUUUGAGCAGAAGCACAUACAGUCCACUCCUGAUAACUUGAACCUUUAGGGUAAACCGAAAAAAAGUUUGAGUUAGUGGAAGUUUGAUUUAUCGGGACUUCAAAGCAAAUAACUGGAAAUAAGGAAAUGGGAUGGGGAAUGAAUGCAAGUAAUAUGCACACUUUAAAGCUUGAUAAAUAAGUAAUACUGGACUCUGUAUUUAAACUGGAUUGAAAAAAAAAGUGAAGAUGGAGAAUACGUGGUUGUUAAAACAAUUCAAUGUUUCAGAAUGCUGCUCACUUUUUUUCGACUUGUCAGGUGCUUAAAGCAUGAUUUGAGUUAUUGAGGCUAAAUUUUAUUUAGAAAUGAUCAGAAGGGAAACAAAAAUUUCUUCGAGUUAGUGGGAGGUUUGAGUUCGAGGGUUCCAGUUAGCGAGGGUAAAAUUAUAGUAAAUGUAUGAAGGAAAUUCAAGGGAGAUCGAUUUUGGUUCGAGUUAACACGAUGUUUGAGUUAGUGAGGGUUUGAGUUAUCGGGAGUCAACUGUAAUGAAGUAAUAAACUUAGAGGCAUUGUAUACAGCUUGAGCUAACAUUAAUCUCUUGAAAUUAUAUUUGUAUAUUAAUUUUAAAUCAUUUGGUUUUGAAAAUAUACGUAAAUACUGAGUCUAUAGCCAGUAAGGCUGAAAAGGUACAAAAUUUUAUGUGCAGUAUCAGAUGAAACAUAGUCCAAAAUAUUAAAACUAAUUUAUGAAUAAACUGUAUAAUUUAUUUUUAAUUUUCACGGGAAGCCUAAUGCAUCCAGUGUUUGUUAUAAUAAUUAUUAACUUCUAUUUUUGUUAGAGAGAUGUUACAAGAACUUUGCCUUUGGUGCCUUUAAGUUUACCCUGUGAGCAGUGGUUUCUCCUGGCUGCUUGGAGAAACUGCUGCUCGCAGGGUACUUUCAGUUAUGCCUAUUGACAAAGAGCAGUUAUUUCAAAGUGCUUUCUAAUUCACAGGAAAAAAUAAUGGAUUCCCAUUUUUGGAUAUUUUAGGGUAUUUUUAAAGAAUACCCACAAAAAUCCCAAAUUUGGAAGAGUGAGACAAGUCCCAAUAAGGGAACUUGGUUGGGAAUUCCCCGGUUGGGACUUGUCUCACUUUGCCAAAUGUGGGAUUUUUAUGGGUAUUCUUUAAAUACCCUAAAAUAUCCAAAAUUGGGAAUCCGUUAUUUUUUCCUGUGAUUAGCUGCCUGUAAGAAUCUGCAUCCACGUACAAAUUCUCCAGACUAAUCUCAAUACAUUUCCUUAAAGAAUUGGUGAAGGGCAUUUGAUAAAAAGUUGAAGCUUUUCUGAUUUGGUGAUCAAUUUAUCAAUUCUCAUGACGUUUUCUCUUGAUUGAGCAUUGAUAUUGUUAGUAGAAAAUUGAUGAUGGUCACUUUUGGGACAAUGAAGGGUUGGCUUAUCACCAGUGUAGGAGGGAGUCAAGUUCUUACAGUCUUGUUUCCAGUAAUUAUUCUUGGGACAAAUUUGAUGAGAGAGAAUUGUAUCAAAGAAAGUGGUUAUGACCUCAAUUAUGUCCAAGAAUUAACAAUUAAUGAAUGAGGCUGAGUAUCUUAUGCAGAAUUAUGGAGAUUGAGGAGGGUGUUAUCCGUCAAGGCGGUAGGCCGGAGUGGAUAACACCCUCAGAGAUCUCCAUAAUACUUUAUAUGAUAGGAAAACAGAAUUCAAUAAUUGUUUUAUUAUUCAUUCAAAAUAAUUCCUCGUUAAAACAUAGCUAAAACAUGCUUACCUCCAUCGAUGUUAAGUUCAUGUUUGAUAGUGCAUGUUUAGGGUUGUCCAGCUCCGCAAAUAUUCUCCAGCUAUGAGAUGUGGCCCUUCGAGUUGUCUUCUUGCUGUUCUUGCCAUGUUUUUUGCCAGCCAUGACUUUGCCUAGUUCUUGCUCUUGAAACUAGUGAAAUGUCCGCCAUCGUUUUCACCACCAAAACAACUCAACCUCGUCCCUAGGUCUUCUCAGUUAAUGGUGCAUUAACCUGCAAGGAAGCUGCACUUUUGACGUCGUAGGUUGAUUAAUCGCAAAAUUCUUCCAAAUUUGUUCAUCAGUAGCUAGUUAAGGUGAGUUAUGUGUGUGCUCUUAGCCAAUCAGAAUUGGGGAAAUAUUUUAAAAGAAUAUUUAUAAUGCAUGUUAUAUUCAUGCCCUUUAUGAUAGACAUCAAACAAACAAACAAAAAAAAAGUGAUAGUUUUUUUAUUUGUAGAAAAACAAAUAUUACAUUUUACUAUUAUAUUACAUUUUCUUAACAUUACCCAGGAGCGGAGCCUCCAUCUCCCAUACAAGCCCUUGGAGUCAACCCUUUCCCGAGUAGAUUUAUAAUUAGAACGGUUCCCAGGGGAGACUUCGCGCGCCGACGGGGGGAAGAGCCAAUCACAACGACUAAAUGACACUGCUAUUGUACUUCAUGAAAGAGCAGGAAAUCCGGUGCUGACAGGCCAAACAAAAUCAUAAGCUAGUGAAACGUGACUUUAGCGUUUUCAUCCCUCAGAGAUUUUCUUUCUUUUCUUUCUAGCGGUAGAUUAUACUGUGGAGAGUUUUAAACUCUGACUAUGUUAAUCUUAAUUUUGGUUGCUUGUCUCACAUUAAGCUGGUCUGUUACAUGCGUAAGGAUUAACUACUCCCUGCAGACUGUAGUUCUGACAGGAUUCAUUUUCUUUCAGUAGCCAAUUUUUUUGAGCGUUAAGGUUCUUAUUUAGGCUAAAUGACUCAAUAUUAAUCAAAUUUCUAGUUUUUCAAGUUUUUAUCCGAAAUGCGUUUGUCUGAAUAAAUACUGUGGUUGUUUUGUCCGUCCGUUAGUGUGAUGAUUCCCUGCUAUGUUUUGUAACGCCGAGCCCAGCCAUUGUUUUCUCGCAAAAAAGUGAUCUACAGAUGCGAAUUCGAAGGAAAGAAUUGGCCUAAACUUCUACAUUAAUUGCUGAGAAUUCUCCUGUUGGUCAGUCAUAAUUCUUUGGGCGCAGAUACAAUCCAUUUUGUUUUUCUUGAGAUAAGAGGGUCUUUGGACUGGAGCGCGAUGUCACAAAUUCCACCGUUAGCAAAUUACUUUUGAGUUAGCUUCACGGUCGAGCAACUGUUGUCUUCUGUUCAACUUUUCAAGUGCCAGUUUUAUCAGGCAACUCUGUACAGGUGAGUCAGUUGUAAAGGAAGACUGCAAUUUGUCUGAAGCAUUCCUCCUUAGUAUACCUGCCAACAUUUUCUGAGAUAUAAGCGUGAGAUUUUUAUCCUGGGAGUUCUGGGAUUUUUGCAGACGACACGAUCAUUUCCGAAGAUUGCCGAAGAAGUCCGAAGUCUUCCGAAGAAGUCCGAAGUCUGCCGAAGGCGAAGUUAUCGAGAAAACGCUUAUCCACAAAAUCAGAGAUCGCGAGAAAGGUAUUGUUAUUUAUUCGUUUACACAUGGUUUUCGUUCCUUACAUGGGUCUGAGUUAACAUAUUUUUGGAAAUUUUGUCAAGCAAGACGGCAAAAACUCACAUUUUUCAAUCAGGCGUGAGAAAUUGGCCCGCAGGCGUGAGCCGGCGUGAGAUCGAAGUUUUCAACCCGCAGGCGUGAGACUCACGCCUAAGGCGUGAGAGUUGGCAGGUAUACCUUAGUUGCUACUUAGGUCAUCGCUUUUGCACACGGUGCUUAACUGGCGAAAUCCACUCCACGGCGAUGACAAAAAUAAAUGAUCCUGGCACUUUUUCGGCGCUGAUCAUCGAGAAGUUUCAAAUCGUCCACAAAACGCUUAAUCGUCGACUCUUUUCAAGGUGCAUGCUUAAAUGUGGGAUGUAUCACGGCAAAAAAAAACAAAAACAAAAACAAACACUCGCAAAGAACCUUUCCGUGAUCCCCAGUUCGCUGCCUUUGUCCCAUCGGUUCAUGCUCAGUCUCAGUCGGGUAAUUCAUUAACUUUUAUUUCAUCCCAGAUCCCAGCGGCUGUAAAACUGUAAAAAUGGACGUAUAGUAAAAAACGAAAACGGUCGAAGGACGGGCUUCUGAGUUCGACUUCAUCCAACUUCAUUUUUUUCACGGUGACAUACGAGACUCAUGGAAAUAUGACACUUUUCGCGGGAAACAAGCCGUUCUAUUUAUAAAUCUACUCGGGAAAGGGUUGACUCAAGAAAUUAAUGGAGAUAGAGGCUCCAUUUGAUGGGCUCCUGCAUUACCUUAAAAUAUAUUUUUUUACACAUAAUUUACAUCAACAAGUGUCCCCUAUACCACUGCCUCACCUAAGCACAAGCAAUUCUGUCAAACAUGAAUUUUUAGGUAAUUCUAAAUACCAUGGCGGCUAAUAUGAAGUACCCGAGGUCCGAAAUGAGUACGUUCCAUGUCAUGUGCAAGACGUCUGAAGUGACUGUUUUUCUAUCAGUAUUUUUUGGUUCGAUCCUGCAUCACCCUGCGAGCAAGAUCUACAAUUUUGGCGAGCGUGUCUCCUUUCGCGUGCGGUUCUCGCGUGAUUUCUCGCGACUUCCCCCUAAGGGAGAACUUGCUCGCAGGCUACCUCAGGACUUUCAUUAGGCAGUCAUUGUUAAAAUUGCGAAUAGUUAAGGAAAGGGCUCCAGAGAAUGAGCCCAGAAUCCAGCUCGGAGUGAAUUCCCUUAAGGUGGACACAUACCAGACUUGACUAUAUAUUUGAGGGGUGUCUUUUACAAAUUUGUCUGCUUAUUAAUUGGGCCUGAAAGCGCACCUUAUUCUCUCUCCCCCCCAUAUUUCCACCUUUUAUUUUUUCGUUUAUUGCGUCAGAAAUAAAAAUUUGUUUUCGUUAUUUAAACCAUAGUCAAUAAGUUCUUAAAAACACCCCCAAGUCUCCGUCCGGGUCCCGGCCCCCAGCGCACUCGCAGUCCGUAACUCAGCCCCACCCCCAUCCUCCACUCUCAAAUCCUGUCGGGGUGCUGUGGGGGUAUGAGACGAGAGCUCACAAAACAUCCAAGAUGGCGGACGAAGGUAAGUGAAUAUCUGCCAUAAGUCAGCAUUUUCUGUGAAAGAUCCCGCGGAAAUGUCGAGCUUACGUUUAUGGUAGAUGCAUUUACCAAGAAAAAAUUUAGAUGGGCACUCUACAAUUUUAAGAAAUCCGCGACUCGAUAGCAGGUCGCGGAUUGGCGCUAAGAAAAGAACCACCUGGUAGAUUUGUGUCCAUAUACCAGAUCAUCAAUUGAAUAUUGUAUACAAUGUUGAGUCUAAAUUGCUUGCUUUUGCCAAACAUUGUUGUUAAAUCUUGGAUAAUAUUUCCGCACAACUCCAUACCUUUAAUAUUCUUGCACCAAUUUGGGUAAUAAGCUCAAGUUCAGGUCGACACAUGUAUGAUAAUAAAUGUAUUAGACUGUGGGGAAUAUUUCGAAUUAUUAUAGAUAUCCUCUUGGAAAUAAGUAUUUUAAUUUCUAAUUUCAAAACAGACAGAAGACAAAAUGGCACAUGCCUCAAAACUGUCUCAUAGUGUCAUUCUAUAAAAUCAAACAUUUGAUGUGUUUUAAAACGUUUUAAUUAGUCUUAAUUGAAGUGAAUUGACAGUUUCUUCAGUUUUCUUUAUAAACGCAAGAAAUACAGCCAGUGAUUUGCAAGAGAUCACCCGCUGGAGCUCCAGUACUGUAGGUGCCUGGUCUUAUUUUAAGCACUAAUAGAGUCUGCGCAGGCUGCCCAUGUUUAAAGAUGUAAGAUGAACAUGGUAUAUUUAUUUGUUCAUUAUCAUGAAAAAAGGGCAAAUUGCAUGUUUAAAUAGUUUGCAGGCUAAUCUUGCGCUGCUGUCUUAAUUUGAUGCUCUCGUUUAAACAACUGAUAUUUACAUUUUAUUUUUGCAAAAAAAAAAAAUCAACACCACUUAUAAAUGGAUUUGGUCAAAUCCACCAAUAUCCAAUGAUCUUUGCAUCAUUUAAUUGAAUGAAAUCUGUUCAAUGUUGUUUUGUCUUUGAUGGCUGCAUGGCUGUGAAAAUAAUGGUAACCUGGUUUCAUAUGUCAGAAAAAUGCCAGCCAGUUUUCUAGAUUUCCCUGUUUCUCGUAUUACCAGAUUUUGCUGAUUUUCCAGGAAAACCUGGCAUCAUCAAAAUCAUCAUGAUCAACUUUCUUGAUUUUCUAAGGGUGAAGGCCAACCACCCAAGCCAUUGGGAAUAUCUGUGAUUUUGUGUUCUCAUUGGUCAGUGAAAUUUUGGAUAGUUAGGAUACAGUGAACAAGAGCUUGUUAAAGAAAAACUCUGUGCAUGGGCAGCUCUCAUCCUAAGAGAAUUAAAGUUUCUAUGGGAAAAGAAAAUCAGCAUUCAUCUAGGUUUUAGCUCAGUGUUUACUUCAGUGGUAGAAUCUGCUCAGUGGUAGACAGUGACCAAUCAAUGAUAAUAACAAGGUUGCCUAGUGUAUGGAGAAUUGACAGUUUUAUGUGACUAUUAAUAUUUUGUCAUAAUACUGAAGGUCAGGUGGCUAAGUUAGAGAGACACCUGAGCCUACUGCGCCAAGAGUAUGUCAAACUACAAAACAAGUUGAUAGACUUGGAGCAGAAAUACAGUUUGGCUGUGGCAGCAUCUGGACAGACAGGGGAACAUGACAAUACAUUCGUCAGUAAACUAUUGAAAACUGUGGCUGAACUGUUUGAUAAAGACUUAUACAGGUAAGAUCAGUUUUCUAUCCUGGUGGAAUUAUUGACAUACUUACAUUGACGUGGUAUUUUUUGCAUGCACUUCCUUUACAUGAUUAAUCACAUUAUGACUGGCUGAAAAUGAUAACAUUUGUAUAAACCAAUGUUCUGGCAAAGCUCUAGAUUUUUGUAGGAGAGGUGAUAGCAAUAAUAAAAUUUAAUUGUUAUCAAUAAAUUAUUUAUUGUCCAACAAGUAACCUUUUUAUGGGAUCUGCAUAUGACUAGCUAUAAUAUGAUUUGUUUAAUCUAUAUUUGGCUGUAUAAGAUUAAAUUUGUUGUUCUACGUAAGCUAAAUGAUGGUACAUCCACUUAAACUUUUGCAGUUUUGAAGUGGGCACAGGCCAUGCUGUACAUAGUUCAUUGUUUGCCAUAAUUGUGGGUCGUAUAUUAACUUUAUGUAGUACGUACCGGUUAAUAAAAUUACCAACCAAAAACAUUUGAAAAAUUUCUGAGAAACAGACUAAAUUCAAUAAACGCUCGGGGCAUCUAUUUAAUUUUAGGGGUCCUAGCGAAGGCAUUUAAUAGAUAGGAGGUGUUUAUUUGAGAGAUGCAUUUAUUCUCGUAACUUAAAUAAACUUAACAAAACUGAUACUGUAUGAUCUCAACAAACAUUCAGUCCAUCUGUUGUUCAAAGAGCACUCUAUCCUUCCAUUGAACUUGAAAUUGAAAACAUAAUGUACAAACCAUUGUUAAUCAAGCUAUAAAAUAAAUGAAUUGAUCUCCCAUGAUUUUGCUCUAUUUCUCUAUUUCCUAGUAUUUUGGAGCAAUUUUCAUGGGAGAGGGUGUCUAUUAGACUGGGGGUGUUUAUUAGAGAGGGGCGUUGAAUAAAAUUUCAACAGCAAUAUAGGGUUUUUUCUUAGAUAAAAGGCAUUUAUUUGGGAUCGGCGUUUAUUAGGUCAUCAAGAGUACAAAUACUUGUUUGUUAUAAAUUUGUAAAUAUUUUUUUUCUUAUUUUGUACAUAGCGACAUCACUGUUUCUUUUGCGGAUCAGAAAAUAAAGGCCCACAAAUUUGUGCUGGCAGCCCGUGGUGAUCACUGGAGCACUAGAGACUUGAAUGAGAUCAGUGAACUCCAGUUAACAGGUAUUUUGUCCCAAUAAAAAAAAAAUACGGUCAACUCUCUUAAUGAACAACUCUGAGAGAAGAUUCCUCUGUGAAAAAGACACUUAGAGCUGGUCUCUGGCUUUCUUUACUCCCUUUUUUGUCUCUCUACAAGACAGAUGUCUCUCUAAAAUGGGCACUUUACAAGUCUGGUCCCAAAUGUGUACAUCCUGGAAAGAGUUGACUCCUUUUAAAUUUGGUUUAAAUUUUACUGUACUGCACAGAUGAAACUCCUUCAUAGCCGGACCCUAAACAAUAAUUUAGAGGGCAUUUUUUAUUGUUGAUGUGUUGUGAGGUUAGUCUAGCUGUGAGGACAAGUUGGAGUUGUUUUAGGCGUGUAGUCAAUCUGGGGUCUUUUCUCCUGUCAUUUGAUAUUAAUAUUAUUUUACCUUUUCAUAAAAUAUUAUAAACACUUCAUGAAAUUAAUUUUAUGGAUAAUAAAAAUGAUGAAUGAAAGUUUCAAAAAUUCAUGUUAAUGUUGUCAAUGUUUAAUGCUCUACUUAAUUAAUGGCAUGGAAAUAAUUUCCUCUACCUUGAUCGCCUUUUCAUUUUUAGUCCCAAAUUCUCGAUUCACUCCAGAUAUUCUAGACACCAGGAAAGAACAGUGUUAUGUACUGAGGGUGGAGAUCCAUUAGUGUCAGUGAGACUGUGGAGAACCCUUGAAGUGGCCAGAUUCCUUCACUCAACCCUCUAUGUUUAGGAAAAGUAGUUAUAACACAAACAAUGUUUGCAAUGAUCACCCAAAAACUAUUUUAUUGAUCUUCCCAACUUAUGCCAUAAGGAAAAUAAUUAUAUCGAGGCCAGUAAGAAGAAUUUGUGUGUUGAUCGAUAUUGGAGACUCGGAUUCUGGCUUGUUUUAUUAAACUAUAUGUGCAUGCAUGCUGUAUGCGAUUUGCUUCAGCAUUACAUUUCUUAAAAUGAAAUUUAUAAAUUUUUUGUUUUGUGAGAUGUCAGUUCCUCAGUCGGUUUGACGUUAAUGAAGUGGGUGUACACAGACAAAGCAGAAAUUCCACAUGAUGAAGGAUUUCUUAUUGAACUGGUUAAAGCUGCCAAAAAAUACAGAUUGAAAGAGCUCAAAGAAAGGUACUGUAUUUAGAGAAACAAGUAUCACUAUAUCAGCCCCUCCCCGAAUUGUACAAUUAUAAUAUUAAGGCAGUGCCUGGUGCCUAGAUGUGGUGCCCAAUCAUGGUAAUUAUUGUUGGGCACUUAAUUAUUUCAACACACCCUUUUUGGCAAGUACCCAUUCUCAAAUUCGGGCAAGGGGCCAGUGCCCAUGUAAUGUACAAUGAACAAAACUGCUGGCAGUGAUGAAAUGUAUCAUGAUAUGUUAAAACAAUAAUAAUAUUUUAAAGAGAGUUAUAUAUCCAGUACCAGGGCUGUCAUUAAGAGGUGGGUGCCAUGGAUUUCGCUCAGCUACUAUGAACGUGACCCCCAGCUAAUUUCAUAGAUAAAUAGAAGAAAAAUAGAACCAGAAGAAACCCCUGACUGUUUGAUUUCCCAUCUAGUUGUUAUAUUUACCUGGCAACUUGAAAUCUUAGUGACAACCCUGCAGUACCCAAGGUGGGAACAUAACAGCAUUUUGUGACGGUACCCAGGCACUAGUUCUAGCGCACCAAGUGUGGACAGCUCCUCCAAAGCUUAUAAUACAGGGGAUGUACAGGCUUUUUCUUAUAGCAGGAUAGGUCAAAGGAUCAUUUUAUUUAAGAGAUAAGCUGCAACUGUAUAGCCUUAAUUUCUUGUCUCCUGUUUUAAAUUGUUUAUUUUACAAUUUCAAAGACCUUUAGUGAUUAAGUGGAUUUAGUAUGAAGUUGCAGAUCAUUUCUUAGUUAAAGCAAGAAGCAGUAAUGCUUACAGUGCUGCUAGGUAUAAUCCAAACUGCUCAACCAAGUCCUCAAUAUCAAAGGCUGUAGUUUAACACAGAAACACAAGUGGGAUGCUUGCACUUUUUUUUUUCGUGUUGUAGAAUUUGUCCAGAUCGAAGCUUAAUUGACUAUCAUAGAUUCAACCAUAAUUCUAGAUUCACAUCAUCCAAAUACUUGCUAUUAAAUGUGAUAAAGUAAAUACAAUCAUUUGUUCUCAUUCAACAAGUAAGAAACAAAACUUUAAGAGGCUCUUUGCUGAUGGUCAUCAUUUCUUUCAUCAACCUGUUUUUGAGCUAAUAGUACUUGUAGAAAUGUUUUAUUUGUUAUAAAAACUAACCAAAUGUCUCAAUCCACCAGAUGUGAGAAGAUGCUAAUGUCAUCAGUGUCUGUUUCAAACUGCAUCAAGUUUUAUCAGACUGCAGAAGAUAUUGGUGCAAAGGACCUUCAGAAAUAUUGUGCUGAAAUCAUUUCAAACCAUUGGGUGUGUUCUGAGUUUUUUAUGCCUGAUUUCAGAAUAAUAGAAAUCUUUUUAUGCCUAAUUUCAGAAUAAUAGAAAUCUUUUUAUGCCUAAUUUCAGAUUAAUAGAAAUCUUUUUAUGCCUAAUUUCAGAAUAACCUACUUCAAAAAUAAUUAACCUAUAAGGCUUAGAAAUAAUUAUUAUGACCAGCAAGUUAUUGCUUGCCAUUUACAUCACUUAUGAGAGUAGCAACGUCCGGUAGCACAUUGACAAGCUAGCAGAUUGUUCUGCUAGUUAGAGUAGUAAGUUGCCUGAUACACAUGAAGCAAAGUUUGCUACCUUUUUAGUGAGAGAUAAGUUAAUAAUAGUAUCAGGUACGUUAUCAGAACUGUUGUUGUUGUUGUCUUAAUUUGGUGUGACUUAAGAAAUGUCUUGAUCAAUAAUUAGGCUUGAUUACCAGCUGCUGUUCAGGAACUGAGGCUGUGCCCUCCCCCGCUUGGAAGGGAACGAGCCCUGACCCGUGAGAGCAAAGAAAAUUGAACCUACAUCUCACCCUGAACUCUACAAAAAUGUCAACUCAUGUUAGAAGGUCUUUUUCCAGUAAUAACGUUCUUACUGUUGAAUGUAUUUUUGCCAUUUUAGCAUGACCUUAAGACUGAAGAUUUCAGCAGCAUGAGUGCUCCACUGUUGUAUGAAAUGUUUAAAUCAAAGUCAGGAUUUCCACUACACCUUGCUGUCCGGCAUCACAGAGAAGAUGUUGUUUUUCUUUUCCUCAUUGAGUUUAACUCACAGGUGAGAAUGAAGAAAGUUGAAAACAAAGCAAUAUUAAGUCAAUUUAAAUGUUGAAGACAUUUUUUUCCUUUUUAAAUUUUCUCAUUUGAAAAUCUAUUGAAAGAAAAUUAUGCCAUUUUAAAGUGGUUGCAAGCGUGCUUUUCAUUUAAGAAUCACAAAGGUGAAGGUGUUUUGCUUGAAUGUGAUCAUAGAGACCUUGCUCCCAAGCUAAAUUAAUUGGUUCGACUUUUCAUUUUGCCUUUGGGGAAGUGGAUCCACCCUGCAGUUUAAGGGCAAGCUGGAAAUUAAAACUGUGGUUUUAUAGUACAGUCGAAACUCUCGGUACGGAUACCUCUCUAAUACGGACACCUAUCUGUUACGGACAGUUUCCUAUAUCUACCAUACUCUACUCAUACACUUUCCUCUAAAAAAAACCUCUAUAAUACGGACCCUCUCUAAUACGGACAACAGACACAAAAUCUUGGCCCUUGGGAGCAAAUUCAUACAAACUUAACCUCUUCAUUACAGACACUCCGGGACAAGGUGUCGAUAAUUUGUGGUAUAUGUACCAUUUCCUGUCGAACAUUUAAACAUUUAUCAGUCAGUGAUACCAAUACCAGAGCAUGUCUUAGGCGAAGUAUUUCAUUUUGUUCCAAAAUGCAUAUGUACAGCAUGUAACUGGGAAGUACAAUAACAUCACCCAAUUUAGAUUCAGAAAUUGAUAAGACACUGAGAGGUACAAUAACAUUAAUCAAUUUAGAUCCAGAAAUUAACAAGACACUGAGUUUUGGACUUGAUUUUACUUACCGAACUCUCUAACCUGUCGGUGGGGUCUUAAAAGUGAUGUAAUCGUAGUGACCUCUCUAAUAUGGACACCUCUCUAAUACGGACACUUCAGUCUGUCCCUUAGGUGUCUGUAUUAGAGAAGUUCGACUGUAAUCACAUGCCACAGGGUUACUAACAAGGCUUCAGAUUAUUCAUGUGUACUUUGCAGUGUAUACAUGUAACUUUCAGACUAUUUUUCCACCAUUGUGACCUCUUAUUAAAAUAACACAGAGGAAACACAUUCUGGGAGAAUACAUUUAGUAUUCUUUAAAAAAAACUACAUUAAAUGCUUUUCAUUCUAGUUACCUGGCAAACUGAAUGAACUGGAGCCUUCCAGUGGACAAGUACCUCUGCACAUUGCACUCACAGAACAACAAGAAAGCAUUGCAAAAACCUUAGUUGGUCAUGGCUGUGAUGUGAACAUGGCAGAUAUUGAUGGCCAGUGUUUGCUACACAAGGCUAUUUUGCAAGGGGAUGAGUUUUCUGCCAUAUUUCUUAUCAAGAAUGGAGCACGAACUAGCGCUGCAACACAAAGUGAACAUGUGACACCAUUACACUUAGCUGCUUCCUACAAGUGAGUGCAUAGCUUGGGCAGCCGGCAGGAAGGAAAUUUUUGGCAAAGUGCAUGAGAGAGAAGGGAGGAGAAUUUCCCUUCCCUCUCCUUUGCCUGCCCUGUGCUUUCCAUUCCCUUUCCCCUCUGAAUUUCAGCCAUUUAGGCGAGUGAGUACGCUUAAAAUCAUUUCCAAACAUGAUGUUAAUUCCUCCAAGUUCAAAACCUUUAAAUAAGGAGCCAAAAUGGUCCCUUUGUAAGAAAGUAAACCCAUUAGUUGGUUAUGAUUUAAAUCCUGGAUAAAUGUUAGCUAGCCUUCCAGAGUUCUAUCUAGGAUUUAUCAUUUGGGGGAGAAGUCCUGAGUGGCUGAAGGCCACGAGCUUCCUAGGGGAUCCGGGGGCAUCCUCCUCCAGAAAUUUUUUGAAAUGAAUAUGCACUGAGAUGCAAUCUGGUGCAAUUUGAGACACAAUUUUGAGAAAUGUUACAGUGUGUGCACUGACCUCGUCACGUCUGGAUGAUUUUUCCGAUAUAGUUACUUUUAUAUGCUGUAGUAAUAACAAUAUUUUUGGGGUGGAAGCUGGGCCUUUUUUUGGGGGGGGGGGGGAGCUUCUUCCCCUCAAAUAACCUAGAUAGAACCCUGCCUUCAGCAUCUUGGCCCAAGUUUGCAGUUAAAGGAGAUUACUAUGAGCUGUAAUUACAUUGAUAAUCUUGUGCUGUGCACAGGCCUUGGUCUGCAUCUGCCACUUCUGAACCAAGCAGUUCCCUUACAAUGACUUCAUCAGAAGGAAUGGCACGGAUUGCUGAGUUGCUGCUACAAAAUGGUGCUAAUGUUGAUGCACAGGACAAUGCAGGAAGGUAAGCAAGUAACCUUUGGAUUUUAUGAGUAAUAGCAUAAAUGCUCGAAUUUGCGCCCCCUUUAAGGAAGCAUUCCAGUUGUUUUUUUGAGGAAAUGAUGUUGAUUUGGGGAGGGUAUCAAUAAGGGGUAGAAAAGUUAUACAGAUAAACUACAAUCAUGGACAAAAGUCUUGGAACACUUUCGCAUUUCUGGGGUGUUUUCCAAUUCAAACAGAUCCAACCCCUCCCCUCACCCCUCAAACAAUGUUGGACGCGUGAAUCCAGAAUUUUUUCCGUGUUUCAACUUUGUGUAGGGUUUGGCGGAGGGAGAACUGCAAGAAAAUUUUCAAGAUUAUGCACUGUUUUAAGAGGGGACCGAGAAUGACAGAAAAAUAUGAAUAAUGCAGUACUGUCCCAAGGAAUUUUGUCCAGACUCGUAGUUAGUCCGCUAAUGGGAUCAGAGGCUCCUUGUUGUGGUGGUGGACUGUCUGGUAUUUGUCUAGUCUAAUUGUUCACCUCAUAUUUUAAUUUUUAACAACCUCCAAAUCCAACAUUUUCCAACUUUCCAAAAUUUUAAACAUCCCCCCUUAAUUUUUAUUCUUUAAAAACAUUCAAAAAAAAUCAUCCAAAACUUUUCAAAAAAUUAUUGAACCGAGAACUCCAACUUAAUUGGGUCAUUUUUUGAUUUAAUGAAAUAUUGGCCAGAUAUUUGAGAAAAAGGGCGUUUUAGAUGAACAUUGGAAAAAAUCAACUAAAAACAAUGCUUUAAAAAAAAACAUACGGCCCCAAAAUUGAUCGAUUUUAGCGAAAUUUGCCCAAAUAAAUAGCCCUCCCCGAUUUUCCUAAAAUUUUUUCGCUGAAAAUAUUAUAUAAGUGCCCCGGUCGAAUAAGCGCGAUUUUUCCUAAUUGCCCCUUAAAACACCGAAAUAUCAGAAGCCCUGAAUAGCCCUCCUUUUCCUUAGUGCCCCUUAAUAUACUGUAUAUAUAUACAGUAUGUUCAUCUUCAAUUCUUACAGUGCAAAAUACACAGAAUGACCUUUUUUUUCGGUCGAAUUUCAAAGAGUCGGUUCCGUUGAUAUUUUUAGUGGCAAAACUUGGUUACACCAGACCGUUCCAAGCCAAGAAUGUGUACCACUUAUACAACUUUGGGAAAACGCUGGAAAAUAUGUUCUAGUUUUCUUGUUUUAAUUUUGUUACAGUUUUUGUUCAUUUGAAAAAAAAAAAAAAAAAAAAAGACAUACGUUAUCUUGUGGCGAAGAUUUUCAAGAAUGAAAAAAGGACCUUCUUCUUAUUGCAAAAAAUGAAAUUUAAGCGCCUCUGGCGCCUAUUCGAGUUUUUAGCGCCGGUACUUGUUUUGUCAACUAUAGCUUCAAUGAAUAAUCUCGAAGAUAAACAUUACGUUUUUUUUAUUGAUUUUAGCUUUUGUUUUUCAGAACUGCUCUACACAGAUCCAUUGAAGCUCAAAAUGACGCUGUUUUGCAUGUCCUACUUCAGAAAGCCAAGUGAGUGUGUAGUCUAAUUGGAAAUUUCACCUGUCCAAAUUUUUAAAGUCAUUUCCUUGAAUUCUCUGUAAGUCUCGAAGCUGCACCGUAAGUACCAAAACCAAAAGCUCUAACCUACUUAUUUAGUCCACCGAGAAAGGUGGCCGCAAAACUCGGACCUGAAGAGUAUUGGAACAGCUUUGAACGCAAAGAGUGAAAACUGGGUACAUUAUCUUUAAUUUGAUUAACUUUAAUCCCCCGACUACUUCUUCAUAACCAGCUAGCACCUUCGAGGUCUCCAUCUGGGGAUAUCGUGAGAAGUCACGCGCGCGCGGCACGCGGAAGGAGAGUCGAGAGCGAUGGGCGGCAUAAGAAAGGAAAGCUUGCAACGAUCUCUGAUACUUUUUCCUUUCCUCUGCCAGUCGCGGCUCUGGUGCUCGCUGUCGAGUUCCCUCAAUGAUCACCUUGUUGACCACAUAAAAUGGGGAACCUCAGCGUUCGCAGGUUACACUAAAUGAAACUGUGGACCUCCAAAUCCAUAGGAAAAUAGUAGCUUUCUCUUGCAUUUGGGGCGCCUUUGAGCCUCUUCUUGUAAAAAACUGGAGUAGAGAAUUUUAUUUGUAAGAGACAGUUCAAUUGGUUUCAGACUCAACCUUGAGCUACGAGAUAACGAAGGUCGGGUUCCACUGUGGCUGGCAUUGUCACGUGACACAAAAGUUGAUCCACUGGAUGAAGACAGUCUGGCGGCCAAGCUGGUAAAACACGGGGCAAGUCCUGAUGCAGUCAAUAAUAUCACUGGUCAGUAGUCUUACAAUCACAUGCACUCAGAUAAAAAAUCCUAUAUAUUUCUUUGUUUUCUAUAAUCCACGUGAAAAAAAGCAUUUAAAGUGAAACAAUGAACCUCAGUGUUCAAUGUUCAAUGUUUAAAUCGUGAUUUACCCUUUACAAAAGUUUUCGGAAAUUCUUGUUGGUUAGUAAAUGGGUGUUACCAGAUUUUUCGGGUCGUUCAAGUGGAAAAUCUCGAGAGGUAAUGGCACGUCUGAACAGGUAGUCCUGUUUCCCGGUCGGAAUGUACCAAACGGAAAUUUGUGUUCUAUUUCUUGAAAGCCAUCUUUCAUACCAGUUUCAGGCUUUCGCGGCCGUUUUUGGUAAAUGGGACCGAUUGGUGCAAAUGGUAAACGUGAUUUCUAGGUCAAAUCCUCGGCCACGCUUGUAAAUAGCUAGCUUGUUGCCUCCUGCUAGUUAGGGUUUUCAAUCUUGUUAUAUGAUGUUUUAGUAUUUACCAAAUCGGUGAAUAGCAGUUUUCGCGCGUUGUGAUUGUCUCCCAUAACGCGGAAUAUCUUUGGCUAUUCACUAUUUUGCGACCGGAGCCAAGAUGGGGUCUCGUUUGGAGAAAUUUUCGGCAGACGAAAUUUGAGCGAUAAAUGAUCCAGUCGUACAAACAAAAACCAAAAAAGCGACGAACUUUGGCUUGUCAGUAUUUACUGGUUGGUAGAAAACUAUUUUCAUGCUGAAUUUGCAACAAACUCGUAAAAAUGCACUUGACAAAAUCCCCGAAAUCUUUGUAAAUUGUAAACAAACUUCCCACUAAGUGACGUUUUUAAUUUACAAAAAUUUACUUUUUUUCAUUUUUAUCCAACUGAUUUGGUAAAUACUAAAACAACUGUCCCCCUUAGAGUCGGUGAACAGAGGUAGAUGUAUACUUCGACGAUUCGCGUCUCCAUAUAUAGUCACCGCUAUUCACCUCCCCUUUGGGGGAUAGUUGUAUACUAUUUGGAAUAUUUGUUUCUAGUUAUUUGAAUGGAGUGCCUGUAAACUAGCUGGCAAGCUAAGUGCAAUUACCUCUAAAAAACGCUCUAUCUGAACGGGAUUCGGAUUACUUCUUUCGAGGAAAACGCAGCUUUAGUGCUCAGAAUCAGAACCUUCGUUUUCAGAAGGAGAAACUUCAACAUGUAGGUUUGGUUAACAGUUUUGUUUACGCCCCUCUCAGUCUCUAUUUCGUUUUCAGGUGAUUCAUUGCUGCACAUGGCGGCUGCAUGUGGUCGCGAGGAAGCCGGCCUGUUCUUAGCGUCACAUGGAGCCCAACCUAAUCACACAAACAAAAAUGGUGAAAUGCCUUUACACGUUGCCGCUAGAAAGGGGCUCUCUAAUCUCGUCUCCCAACUUCUUAAUAAGUAAGUGUUGCUGGUAUUUGUAUCUGUUUAACGCAGAAACAAGAUUUUGCGGGUGACUCUGGGUUCCAAAGGUGUAUGCUGUCGAUCUUCUGAUGCAUUCCGAAAGUUUGUCAUUUUUACACUUCCAUGUGGUCUACAUAUGGUUACUAACGAGAAGAAUUUCUGAGGAUUUUGUUCUCUUUAAUUUGGGGACAAGCCUUUUUGACAGGAGGGGUGGGCAGUAGAAAAGGUUAUCUUCAUUAACUGUAGAGACCUUGUUCAUUUAUGACGGCAGUUGAAUUACAUGGAUCAUUCACCCUUGGGGAGCAAGGGAUGGCGCAGCGUUGAGAGCUCUCGCCUCCCACCAAUGUGGCCCGGGUUCGAACCCCGGUAUGGGCGCCAUAUGUGGGUUGAGUUUGUUGUUGGUUUUCUCCCUUGUUCCGAGAGGUUUUUCUCUGGGUACUCCGGUUUUCCCCUCUCCUUAAAAACCAACACCUCCAAAUUCCAAUUCGAUUUGGAACGCACGGACACAUUCCAACGAGUUCUUAAAACUCCUGACUGCUCCGUGGCUAAACAAAUUACACUGAGUUAUUUAUUUAUUUGUCCAUACUUGCCUCGUUAGCGUUUGUAAAACUCCUGACAACUUGUACUUUAAAUAAAACCACUAAAUGUCAUUACCAUAAAGCAAACUGAAGAAGAUUGCACAGGUGAAAAAGAAGUGUGCUUGGAUUUCUAACCAGGGUAGCUUCAAGCUCUCAGUAAGCUAUGUAGAACAGCGUCUGUGGAGUACAGUUACCAAAUGUUCUAUCUUUUUUUUCGUCUCUUUUUAGUGGUGCAAACCCAAAUGCCCAGACGACAGAGACAGAAGAAAUGAAAGUCAAAGUCGUAGAAAGAGCCCAGGCAAGGGAGACAGCAAAGAAAGAAGCUCGACAAAAAGCCGUGGAAAAGUUCUUUGAAAUCCAAACGGCCAAGGCAGCGGAGAGAGAAAAAGAACUUGAACGGCAAAAGAAAGGCGAGAAAUUACCAUCGACCCAAGCUAAACCAUCGCCUUCGUUUUUUUCAAGCAUCAAGUCAAAUAAAAUGAAUUCUUUUGAGCAGGAUUUGGGUCAUAGCACCAAUCCAUUUGAUGAAGAUAGUAGUAAUCCGUUCCUUGAUGACAUCAAAGCAGCCUCUGUCGCCGCCUCUGUUUUAUCGUUUGGUGGAAACCCUUUUGAGGAUCCUCCAAGUUUGGGUGAGUCGAGUAAAGCCGUCUCAUGGUAGCCAAGAAACAAUUUUUGGUAUAUUUAAGUAAUCAGCAAAAAUUGCCAUGUAGUACGUGAACUGACGGAAAACUCAAACUAAAGCCGCGAAAGGAGAAAAAGAAGCGAAGAAACAGUGGAAAUCUAAUCUGAGUGCAUUUUUUUUGGCAGUGAAACCUUCUGCAGCACCCUAAAGGCAGAAGAUACCGUAAAAUUCUGAAAAUAAGCCCCUCCAUGUACUAGCGCCUCCAAAUAUUAGCCCCCCCCCAAACCCGUAACGCAAAAAACCCUCCGUUAAAUCGCCCCUCCAAAUAUAAGCCCCUCAAAAAGGGCCUUUGAAAAAUAUAAGCCCUGGGGCUUAUUUUCGGAAUUUUACGGUAAGACAAAAGGCAAAUGAUAUUUUCUGCACCAGAUGAAAAACUUAUGGCUUUGGUUUCUAUCUGAACCAUUCGAAUACGUUUUAUAAGUGUGCGGGAGACAUUUCGUGCCAGUCCAAAGGAUAAGUACAUGUAGAACAUGUCUUUUAAGUGAAUCCGGUUAUAAAGGCUGGUUUUCAUAUAAUCACGACGAUCGUUCAGAUCGCUGGACUUUUUUCGGUGAUCGUAGUUGAAAAGAGCCUGCGUAGCGGACGUCGAAAGGGGGAGGGGAUUGAAAGGAAGGGGAAAAUGGAGGGGGAGUGGGGUUAGAGGGUUUUUUCCCCCUCCCCCUCCCCUUCCCCUUUCUGCGCCAGCCACACAGGCGAAGUUAAAAAUGGUUUCUGAGACAGUAUUUUUUUUUAAGAAACCAGCUCAAUGCCAGACACCUUUUCAAGAGAAACCAGUACAGUAGCAGCCUCUGAUUCCGACACUGCUCAGACGCCAACAGAAGACACGAUCAACAAUCUUAUUGAAGAUUUUCAGCUUUAUCAGGAUCCCUACCUUACAGUUGUUAUAACAGAGUGCCAUGGACGGACUCCACUUCACAUCGCUGUAUCUGAUAAACACGAAGAUGUUGUCAACUGUUUUAUAGAUUUCCAAGGUAGGUUUUAAUGGUUUUAUUUCUGCACAUUUUGUUCGUACUCGGUGUUUCUGCAAUAAGUCGUCAUGAUGAUGAUGAUGAUGAUGAUGAUGAUGAUAAUGAUAUUCCUUCUCCUCCUCCUCACUGGAAGUAUUUUGAAUGUUAUAUUUGCCUUAUCUUUUAAGUUUCGUUUCCUUUUCGUUCAUGGGGUCAGUGUUAGUCUGAUUUCACAGUGUUCUUACUAGAAUUUCGUACACUGAGGUCCAUAGGACCCAUAGAGAAGCAGAAGCUAAAAGGGAGUCAUGAGGGAGAAAAGCGGGUCACAAUUUUUAGACAGUUAACUCGACGUUUUCACAGGUCUGAGUCUUAGAUAAUGAUGAUUGUUUUUUAAGACGCCUUAACCAAUUAAAUUUUGGCUUCUAUUAUGAGGAAAUGUACGUAUGUGUACGUUUGUUUACGUACGUUUUGUAAUACGUUUUUUAUCCUUCUUUGCGCCCUUGGGACCCCUUAGGCUAAUUAUCGCGUGGCAUUUCCCGAAAAAGUGCGUCAAUGCCGCAAUGCCGCGGUCUGGUAAGAACACUGAUUUCAGUGUCCAAAUGGUUGUUUUCCUGUUUUGAUCUUUCCAUUCUUGUCGUCCUUUUAACCUGUGUUUGUGUUUAACUCAAGAGUUUACUCUAAAUUUUUUAAUAUUUUUAUCUUGGCCUUGUUAUAUGUGCGACUUGUUUCGGGUUGCUAAUAGCGUUUUUAUUUUUCCAUUGGUUUGUGACCUCUGGUCAGUGGUAAGCCUGUGCCUGUAGUUAUACCGAAUAUUGCUCUCACCGAGUUUACCUUGUUUUUGCUCCUACGGACAGCUUACCCAAACAUGUCACAGUUUCUACAUUGGGUUUAUAUUGGACUGAAUGUUUCAUUUGUCAGGUUGUCUGGGUAGAGGUGGUCGUCUUCCCAUUGUACCAGACUUCAAUCUAUCCGAUAGUGAGGAGCAAACUGCACUGGAGUUAGCCCUGUGUACAGGACAAAUGUCCGUGGCCAGCAGGUUGCUGGAGGCUGGGGCGAAUAUUGAGGUACAAACCACCAGCGGACUAACACUUCUUCACAAGGCGAUAAGAAGAGGUGACAAUGCUGCCGCGCUUUUUCUAUUGGAAAACGGAGCUGAUAUUAAUAACAGGUAUUCACCAGGGCCCGCUUAUCCCAGCACUCAAACCUCGCUUUACGGACACCCGCUUAAUACGGACACCUCAUUAUUACGGACAGUUUGCUUUGUCCCUGGGGAAAGGAAGCCCUUACAUUUUCUCUAAAGUCAACCGCUUAAUAGAGACACCUCAUUAUUACGGACAGUUUUCUUUGUCCCUGGGGAAUGAAAGUCCUUACAUUUUCUCUAAAGUCAACCCGCUUAAUAGAGAUACCUCAUUAUUACGGACAACAUGCUUUGUCCCUGGGGAAAGGAAGCCCUUACUUUUUCUCUAAAGUCAACCCGCUUAUUACAGACACCUCAUUAUUACGAACAGUUUUCUUUGUCCCUGGGGAAAGAAAGUCCUUACAUUUUCUCUAAAGUCAACCCGCUUAAUAGAGACACCUCAUUAUUACGGACAGUUUUCUUUGUCCCUGGGGAAUGAAAGUCCUUACAUUUUCUCUAAAGUCAACCCGCUUAAUAGAGACACCUCAUUAUUACGGACAGCAUGCUUUGUCCCUGGGGAAUGAAAGUCCUUACAUUUUCUCUAAAGUCAACCCGCUUAAUAGAGACACCUCAUUAUUACGGACAGUUUUCUUUGUCCCUGGGGAAAGGAAGCCCUUACAUUUUCUCUAAAGUCAACCCGCUUAAUAGAGACACCUCAUUAUUACGGACAGUUUGCAUUGUCCCUGGGGAAAGGAAGCCCUUACAUUUUCUCUAAAGUCAACUCGCUUAAUAGAGACACCUCAUUAUUACGGACAGUUUGCUUUGUCCCUGGGGAAAGGAAGCCCUUACAUUUUCUCUAAAGUCAACCCGCUUAAUAGAGACACCUCAUUAUUACGGACAGUUUUCUUUGUCCCUGGGGAAAGAAAGUCCUUACAUUUUCUCUAAAGUCAACCCGCUUAAUAGAGACACCUCAUUAUUACGGACAGUUUUCUUUGUCCCUGGGGAAUGAAAGUCCUUACAUUUUCUCUAAAGUCAACCCGCUUAAUAGAGAUACCUCAUUAUUACGGACAGCAUGCUUUGUCCCUGGGGAAUGAAAGUCCUUACAUUUUCUCUAAAGUCAACCCGCUUAAUAGAGACACCUCAUUAUUACGGACAGCAUGCUUUGUCCCUGGGGAAAGGAAGCCCUUACUUUUUCUCUAAAGUCAACCCGCUUAUUACAGACACCUCAUUGUUACGAACAGUUUUCUUUGUCCCUGGGGAAAGGAAGCCCUUAUAUUUUCUCUAAAGUCAACCCGCUUAAUAGAGACACCUCAUUAUUACGGACAGUUUUCUUUGUCCCUGGGGAAAGAAAGUCCUUACAUUUUCUCUAAAGUCAACCCGCUUAAUAGAGACACCUCAUUAUUACGGACAGUUUUCUUUGUCCCUGGGGAAUGAAAGUCCUUACAUUUUCUCUAAAGUCAACCCGCUUAAUAGAGACACCUCAUUAUUACGGACAGCAUGCUUUGUCCCUGGGGAAUGAAAGUCCUUACAUUUUCUCUAAAGUCAACCCGCUUAAUAGAGACACCUCAUUAUUACGGACAGUUUGCUUUGUCCCUGGGGAAAGGAAGCCCUUACAUUUUCUCUAAAGUCAACCCGCUUAAUAGAGACACCUCAUUAUUACGGACAGUUUGCAUUGUCCCUGGGGAAAGGAAGCCCUUACAUUUUCUCUAAAGUCAACCCGCUUAAUAGAGACACCUCAUUAUUACGGACAGCAUGCUUUGUCCCUGGGGAAAGGAAGCCCUUACAUUUUCUCUAAAGUCAACCCGCUUAAUAGAGACACCUCAUUAUUACGGACAGUUUUCUUUGUCCCUGGGGAAAGAAAGUCCUUACAUUUUCUCUAAAGUCAACCCGCUUAAUAGAGACACCUCAUUAUUACGGACAGUUUUCUUUGUCCCUGGGGAAAGAAAGUCCUUACAUUUUUUCUAAAGUCAACCCGCUUAAUAGAGACACCUCAUUAUUACGGACAGUUUUCUUUGUCCCUGGGGAAAGGAAGCCCUUACAUUUUCUCUAAAGUCAACCCGCUUAAUAGAGACACCUCAUUAUUCCGGACAGUUUUCUUUGUCCCUGGGGAAAGGAAGCCCUUACAUUUUCUCUAAAGUCAACCCGCUUAAUAGAGACACCUCAUUAUUCCGGACAGUUUGCAUUGUCCCUGGGGAAAGGAAGCCCUUACAUUUUCUCUAAAGUCAACCCGCUUAAUAGAGACACCUCAUUAUUACGGACAGCAUGCUUUGUCCCUGGGGAAAGAAAGUCCUUACAUUUUCUCUAAAGUCAACCCGCUUAAUAGAGACAUCUCAUUAUUACGGACAGUUUUCUUUGUCCCUGGGGAAAGAAAGUCCUUACAUUUUCUCUAAAGUCAACCCGCUUAAUAGAGAUACCUCAUUAUUACGGACAGUUUGCUUUGUCCCUGGGGAAAGGAAGCCCUUACAUUUUCUCUAAAGUCAACCCGCUUAAUAGAGACACCUCAUUAUUACGGACAGCAUGCUUUGUCCCUGGGGAAAGAAAGUCCUUACAUUUUCUCUAAAGUCAACCCGCUUAAUAGAGACACCUCAUUAUUACGGACAGUUUGCUUUGUCCCUGGGGAAUGAAAGUCCUUACAUUUUCUCUAAAGUCAACCCGCUUAAUAGAGACACCUCAUUAUUACGGACAGUUUGCUUUGUCCCUGGGGAAAGGAAGUCCUUACAUUUUCUCUAAAGUCAACCCGCUUAAUAGAGACACCUCAUUAUUACGAACAGUUUUCUUUGUCCCUGGGGAAAGGAAGCCCUUAUAUUUUCUCUAAAGUCAACCCGCUUAAUAGAGACACCUCAUUAUUACGGACAGUUUUCUUUGUCCCUGGGGAAUGAAAGUCCUUACAUUUUCUCUAAAGUCAACCCGCUUAAUAGAGACACCUCAUUAUUACGGACAGCAUGCUUUGUCCCUGGGGAAAGAAAGCCCUUACAUUUUCACUUAAUUCAACCCGCUGAGUUCGGACACUUUCUAUGGCCCCUCAGUGUCCGUAUUAACGGAGUUUUACUUUACUUUCUUUUUGUCAACGGAAGUUCAAGUUUUUAGAAUAUAAAUUUUCAUAUUUUUAAUUUCAUAAUGAUGGUCUUAAGUUUCGGCAAUACGGUCCUGCACGUGUCCCUAGCCUCCGAUCCCACGCCAACCUACUUGAAGGAACGGGUAACGAAGACAUAAGAACGUUUGCGCAGGAGGCUAUUUUUUCCCGGACUCUGCGCCAGUUGGAUGAAUUUCCGUGUCUUCGAACGUCGGGCGGGUCGCAUGGCUCUUGUAAUCUUGGAUUGGGUAGAAUUUCCUCAGCUUGAAUUGGUUUAUGUUAAUGAUUAUUUUGACGUAAACAGGUAAAAACUAGUCUCCAUUAUUUUUAUCGUGUUCAGGCCAGAUUGCAUUUUUCUGUGAGCACGUCGUGUUUGCUGUGACUGGCGUGAUGUACUAGUAAAAACAUGUAGCUUUAGUGUUUCUAGUUUUUUUGUGAACUAGAACAACCAAUUCUACCUUCCACGUCUCAUUAUUUUGUUAUUUAGAACCAAAAAGAACAAAACACCACUCCAGCUUGCAAUCCAGUGUCACCUGCAGCCCGUGGUAGAAGCUCUUUGUAAGAAAGGAGCAGAUUUGAAUGGCUGUGAUGAGAAAAAUAAUUGUCCAUUGUGGGUGGCUUUGAAGGGUGGACAGCAAGAUAUCGCAUCCACCCUGGUGAGUUAAAGUUUUUAAAUCUGAUUUUCCUCAUUUCUGGUCAAUAGAAAAACCUACCACAGUUUUGUCAGUGUUGCUGAAGAGCCAUACGUUUCCUUUUAGGUUUUGGCAAUACCAUCGACCGCUACAACGAACGAACACUUUUUUCGAUAAUUUUGGGCUGUCUUGAUUUGCAGUAUCCUCCCUGAGGGUGGAUUUCCACUGUCGCGAAAUUUUUACUUGCAUACGCGUAGAAAUUACGUGCGUAAAUAAAAUGGAGGCAAUUUAUGAAAGGUCGCGCGUAAAUCUAAAAGUUGAAACUCGCUCAACUUUUACUUUCACGCGCGACAAGUAAUACGUUGCCUCCAUUUUAUUUACGCGGGUAGAAUUUACGUGAGAACGGACGUAAUUAAACACGCGAUAUGUGAAAUCCACCUUUACCCUAGUGUACGUUUUUAUAUCUCUUAGUGGAUAUAUAAGAGACCCGCAAAAUCCUUUCAUUAUCUUAUAUAACAACAAACUAUUAUUUUCGUUAUUUGUCAUUAGGUGAGGUAUGGAUGCGACACAGACGCGUGGAAUUUGGGUCCUAAUGGUUGUACCCAGUCCCUUCUGCAUCGUGCAAUCGGAGAUGGUGACGAGCCUUCAGCGUGUUUUCUUAUUCGAAGUGGCUGUGAUAUCAAUAGGUAAAUAUGUCAGUGCAAAUACAGUGCUGGUCAGUGCGGAAGGGCCGCGUUAGGAAUAGCGCUUGGCUGCAGAGCGGGAGGUCACGGGUUCGAUUCCCGUUCCGGACCAAUACUCAAGGCCUUUAAAUAACUCAGUUAGAAUUGAAGAUAAUGUCUUUUACCUGCAAACGGCUAGGCCUUCGCGUGGCUUGGGUGACCACGUAGAAAUGGCGGGCGGUCCCGUUUCCAGUUGUAGACGUAAAAAACGAGCCUCAAUUAGUACUUUUUUGCUAAAUACAUUGACACUCAAAUGAAGUGCUUUCUUACAAAAGUGAACAUGAUCUUUGCAGUAGAAUGAACAACCUAAGUGGUUGAAAGAGAACCUGAAAAAAUUCAGACUUGACCAGGAAUGGAACCCUGACCUUUGCAAUAACCGGACGCAACGCUCUAUCCAUUUAGCUAAUCAAGCCAACUAGAGAGCAGGCCAUUGUUCGUAAUAUACCCGAUAGUUCCACCAUCAGGGUUCGAUUCCUGGUUAAACUUAAAAUUUUCAGGUUUUUUUUUUCAACCGCUUAGUUCUUUCUGCGAAGAUCGUGGUUGGGAGACAGGCAACCUCGUUCGGUUAUUCUCUCCUACCCGUUCCAACGGAGCUCCGUAGGGAUGGGUAGGAGAGAACUUUGGGAACGAGGUUGCCCGUCUCUUCUUAAAGCUAUUUUCUGGCACUAGAGUCCAUUUGUAAGUUCCAUCAGUGAAAUCAGUGGGUUUAAAAUCCCUGCUUGUAAGAUAUUCGCCCAACCUCCUCUAUUCUCGGUUGUUUUCCAGUCCCCGACGGCCUGGUCCUGACGGCGAGGGAGGUGUGGAAGCCUGGGAUGGAAUGACUCCUCUUCACUUAGCUUGUGAAGGCGGUUUAGAUAACGUGGUGCAAACGCUAGUGGAACAUAAAGUCAACGUCAACAGCAAGGUUUGUCAUCGCUUGAAAAUAGAAAAAAAAAAAAAUUCUGCAAUGUAUGAUCUACGUAUGCAGGCCUUAUAGACACGUGACUGCCUGUCAGGGCAAUAAGGGCAGUUUCCGGGAUGGAAAUUCACCAUUUCGUUGUUGUGAUUUCUUAAAUAGCAGUAUACAAAGAAAUAUAUAAUUUUAUUAUUGACGAAAGGUCCUACCUUGCACGAAUCUCCUGUAGCUAAGUGGCAGAGCGUAUGGACUGGUAACCAAAACUCCUGUUGGGAGAACUCGGAGUCCUUUUUUGCGAGUUGAAACAUGUUUGGUCCAGUUUUGAGUUCUCCGUGGCCGCUGAAUAGAAGCCCUGAAAUAGUAUUUUUACAGAGUUAGCCUCCAUUUAAAGAAAUUUACUGUAUUCAGAAGUUGCAGCGAGAGGAAGACCUGAUUAGAACGCUGUCUAUUUUUUUUUUCAAGGGUAAAUCCCUGCGGGUAUUUGUGAAUAUUUUAACCUAGGUUGAGGAAUAUCCUGUACCAAUGGCAAUGCGUCUCUAGUGCUUGUACGAACUAUUCAGCGGUAAAUUUAAACACGAAUUAGUACUAUCCUCGUACAUUAUAUUUCGUUGCGCGAGAUAGUGGUUUGCCAUUUGUUAUCUGUAUAUUUUAAUGAUUGUUCCAGGAUUCCGAAAGUCGCAGUCCAAUACAUAUCGCCAUCACUAGCAAACAUCCUAUCGUCACCAGGCUCCUACUCAGUCAUCCUGAGUUGAACAUGAACGUCACGGACCGCUCAGGACAGACACCAUUCGCAGUGGCGCUGAGAACACGUGAUCAUGAAGCCGCAGGCGCAAUUCUGGCACGUGAACCAGGCGCUGCUGAGCAGGUGAUUUUAUAGAGAAAUUUUUAGCGGUAGCUGUAUAAGCGCCGUUUCUCUGGAACCAUUUAAGUGAAAGAUACCAGGUGAACAUUGACAGCUCCCAGGAGUUUUACCCCUGGGGGUCCCGAUUGUUCAAAAGGUAGAUAGUGCUAUCCACCGGAUAAAUUUCUAUCCAGUGGAUAGCGAGAUUUGAUUUCGAAAUUCUCGUCCACUGGAUAGUGAUUUAUUCGGUGGAUAACACUAUCCAACUUUUGGGCAACCGGGUGCCUGGACUAAAAAAGGUUUACCGCAACGUCCCCUGUAGCCCAUCCCGAUUGUAAGGUACCCGUUAAUAGACCUUCAGGGUUUGAAACUAGUUGUUUCUGUUAAAUAAUAGAACAAAGGAGUUGUGGCACAACAUCUCCACUGUGGAAAUUACUAAAAAAGAUAAAGAGAAAGAAAAUUUGAGCACACUAUCAGUAUCUUCUGCCUGAAGUUGUUACUCUAAGGAUAUUUGGAUCAGUAUGUGUGGUGUUUCAAAUUCAACAAGUUUGUUGAUUUCUAAAGCAUGACGUAAUUAUCUGGGUCAACAGAUUAGCAAACCUAUGUACAUGAUUGAUCGAAACGUAUGGUGGUCGUUUUUGACGUUCAGUAAUGAGAAGUUAAAUGUGGGGCGUGUUCCAAAUUCCAAUCCCCUGACCACUGUCUCGUCGUUGUCACACCUUAAAUGGCUGUAGAACGAAAGACAAAAACUAAAAUACUUUUUCAAGCAAGAUUUGGUUAGUUUAACCAAGCCUGAUUAAGCAGCCGAAAUUUCAUGACGCCACCACUGUUUCCCGACAAAAUGACGUCAGAGAAACGAGUGCAGAAAUUCCAUACUGAUGACUUGUCACUACCCAGAUCCGGGGUACUGCUUCUGAUUGGCUGAAGCAAAUUUUCUGCGCGGCACUGAACCAAUCAGGAGCACUAUCUAGACCUGGGUAAUUGACGCGUCAUCGGUAUAGAAUUUCUACGCUCGAAACUCUGACGUCAUUUCGCGUGGAAACCAGAGUUGACGUCGCGAAAUGGGGGCUGUUUUCUCGGGUUAAGAUUAACCGUAUGCUGUUUUCAUUAUUUUCAGUUUGAUUCCAAAGGCCGUAACUUUCUUCACUCAGCCAUACAAAAUGUUGACGUAGAAACCGUGUUGUUUCUCAUCGGCGUCUCAGCAAAUGUUAAUUCUCGAAUUCAGGACUCUUCUCACCGAACUCCGCUGCAUUUGGCUGUUAACGCAGGCUCAGAGAUUAUUGUCAGGCAUUUGGUAAGCUGUUAAGAUUUUCAAGUUUGAUUCAGGAUUUCAAAACGCUCUGGGAAGUGAUAGCAUGUGUGAUAGAUGUAUCCUCGUACUUGCGACUUAUUGGGUUAAGGACUGGCUAAAUCAGUGAAAGAAACAAAGUUUUAAGUUACAAUGCAUCGCGUCAAACAAUUUGCAACCCAUAUUUUCUUCAUAAGCAUCUCAAAUGGGGUGGCGCGAACUUUUGAUAUUCCAAUCGGAAUUUUCGGUUUCCCCAUAUUAAAGGCAAGAAGCUACCAAGUCAAGAAACAGGACAAAAUCAUCACGCUCUAUUAUCUUAGUCUUACUUCUUAUAUAGUAUGUGAAAGCAAAGCUGAGUUUCAAGUCAGCAAGGAGAAAGAAACGGUUGGUUGGUCUGCUUAUAUUUUACUAUUUGUAAGCAAGAUUUUAAGGAGGAAAUAUACUUUACUGGAACUUCAAGAAUUAUUUAUGUCUCCGUGUGAUUUUCUCUUUUGCCUAAUUCUCCAACAGCUACUUGCUGGCAGUAGGGUGAAUGAAGCGGACAAGCAUCGUCAAACUUGCCUGCAUUUGGCAGCAGCUAAUAAUACAGCCUCCAUCAUCAGUGUGCUGCUGGAAAAUGGCAUUGACCCUGACGCUAUGGACGAAAAAGGAAAUAAUGGUAUGAUCGAUGUCUAUUAUUUACUGCCGAUAAUGCUUCGGUAAAAGGAGCAACAAAAACGUUCACUUGUUUCGCAACAUUGCUGCAAAAUAAGUUGAAAAGCGAUGUUGCGCGUUUACCACCCACGUUCAAACCUGUCUUGCAACAAAUCAGGUUGUCGAAGGUUGCGAAAAGUUGUUGCAGAAAGUAAGAGUAGUUCUACUUUUGGUAACAAAAUCUGUACAUGUUUCGCUUUUUUCCGGUCCUUUUCAAACUUGUUUUUGUAGCAAGUGACGUAACUCCUACGUCAUUUAAUCCAAUAAGAAGUCAGUAUUCACGCAACUUGCGGCAACCUUUAUUUAUUGCAAAACAGGUUUGAACGUGGGUGAUAAAACGCUCAACAUUGAUUUUUAACACGUUUUGCAUAAAUGUAGCAAAACAAGUUGCACGCUUUUGUUGCCGAUUUACCGUACAUUGAAAAGCGCCGCGCACAGUCUUAAGGUAUCUUUGGUAUUCGGUACUUCCACAUCGCGCCAUAAUACACUGUUUCCCCUUUCCUUUUCUUUCGCCCUCCCCUCCCCUCCCCUAUCCCUCAAACUUUGCUUAAGCAUAGAUUUUAAUGUCAAUAGGACGUCAAUUUGUCCAAGAACGUCGGGACGUUGUCUCGUUUUAAAAUUUCUUAAAAUGAUUUUAAGUAAUAUCUGAUAUCCCUCAAAAACUUUGUUUAACUGUGACAAUAGACGGAUACCAAUUUUUAUAUCAAUUGGACGUCAAUUUGUCCAAGAACGUCGGAACGUUGUCUCGUUUUAAAAUUUCUUAAAACUGAUGAUUUUAAGUAAUAUCCGAUCUCCGUUUUUUUUAAGUCAAAUAUUUUUUUAUAGCCAAAUAUUUUAUAAAUCUUUUAAACUUACAAUCGUCUCAACAGGUAUUGAAAACAAUGCUCAUGCAAAGUUGGGGGCAAACUUGGUGUCAUAGGAUAUAUGAAAAUGGCGAACUAUGGCGUUUUCAAAAGCAACGUCAACCGCGACGACUACAAGAAAUUCCAAGUCUCGCAUUCCUUGCUAAGACGGAUAAUACACCUCCUCACCUCGUAAUACUUAUUCCAUCGCGUACGACUCUGAUCUAUAUGAAUUUCAAAAUGGCUAUUAAUUUGCACAGUCUAGCAAAUCCGUGGUAAUCACAAACUCCUUUGAGUACGUUGCUUAUAGUAUCCCGUGUUGCUUUGCAGCUCUGCAUGUGGCGGUGCAGUGUGGUCACGUGGAAGCUGUUCGUGUUUUACUCACAGAGUCGUCAAUAAAUGCGGAAGCUUACAAUGCUCGGUGAGUGACUAGGAUACUUUUAGACCCCAUGGCAGAGCUUUUCGAAACCUGAUGGUAAUACAGUCGACUCCCGAUAACUCGAACCCUCGCUAACUCGAUCCAAAAUCGAUUUCCUCAUGGUUUCCUUCAUACCUUUAAUUUUACCCUCGAUAACUCGAACCUCCCGCUAACUCCAAGUAAUUUUUGCUUCCCCUCAGAUCAUUUCUAUAUAAUCUUACCCCCGAUAACUCGAACCAUGUAUUGAGCGCUUAAUAAGUAGGGGGAAAACAGUGUACUAGCGUCCGAAACAUUGAAUUUUGAAUUUCCCAUUGACGUGUUGUAGGCUUAUAGUUCACUAGUGAAGGCUGAUGUUGUUUGUCACAAAUCUAAACAGUAAAACGCAUGCUCUAUUUGGGCUAUAGUUUGUUACAUUACGUUUUGAUUUAUAAUCUAGAAGUCUCUUUCAAUUUUCAGUUAACAUUUCUAUAAGUAAAUGUGAUUAAAAUGUUCACUGUACGGUAAACAAUGGUUUUUUUCUUACUUGUGACUAUUUUCUUGAGCUCCCGAUAACUCGAACCCCCGAUAACUCGAACUUUUUCCUUGAAGGUUCGAGUUAUCGGGAGUCGACUUUAUACUGGCUGUAUGGCUAUAUAUCGGUAUCUGCCGUAUGGGAAUAUGUGUAAUUAUUUAUACUUGUAUUAAUUCUCACGAAUAAUACUUAACGAAAAAAGAAAAAAAGAAUAGCUAAGUGGGAACUAUUUAUUCUAAAACACAGAUUUAAGGAGUGGAUUCGUAACUGAAUCUUUUGGAGAAUUUGUUAUCAGCAAUAUAAUUGAUCGAAAGCAAUAAUUGUUGGUUUACUCCUAAAUCGUAUCAUACGUUUUUCUCGUACGUCAGGGGUCAGAAUCCACUGCACAUUCUUGCACAGUAUGCCAAAGACAAUGCUGUCGCCAUAUUUGAUCUGUUUCGCCAGUCGAUGCCUGAAUAUCCAAUCAACGCUUUGGAUGCAGACGAGAAUAUAGGUAGGUUAACUCUAAACCAAUCAGUCAACCUUUGGCUUUGUUCAAUCUUGAGGGAAAGUUGCUUUACGUGUAUUGUUGUGUAGAAAGCAAGAGAUACACUAACCCACGCAGUUUUGUUGUUGCAUUAGAACUUGCUUUUUACAACCAGUUCAGUCCUUUUUGGGUCGGGUAUCGAGUUCAUCUGUCAGUGGACUUUUAAGAGAGAUGUGUCGCGGCUAUCUCCUCCAUUUUGUAAAUCGCGUCUUCAUUCGCUAUGAAGCUAAACGUUAGCGAAGAAAUUAUUUGUAAAUGUCAAAAUCACGGCUCUUGCUGUAUCAAACAAAUGUCUCCCAAACCUUAUAUCAAACGUUACAAACAACAAAGAGACGAAAAACUCUAACACGCCACCAAAUUUUGAAAAAAAUCCACAAUUGCAGUCUGUCUCAGUCUACUUCAAGUUUGUUCACCCGUACCUUCUUUUGUAGUUGUCAUGUUGUUUAUACUUCUGUAAUCUCUUGAGCGCGUAUUUUUAUGUUCCACUCAAUAUGGUGGCAGUUCUCACUGCCUGAAUUUGAAUAAGUUUCUUGACAUGGCUCGGUCAGCUGAUGUCAUCUACGCAUAGUAAUUGUUCGAUGGUGUCUUUUUUCUUUUCUAGCUCUCUUCCUGGCAUACACUAAUGGCGCCGCACGAUUAUGCCGUGAGCUUUUAAGAGCAGGAGGAAGCCUGGCCACUAUAAAUAAACAUGGAGUGUCGAUAUUCAAUGCUCAAGUGCCGACAAAGAAACUUCUCUACACAUUGCUUGGUAAGAAUAUAACUUCACUGUGUACUUUUCUCAUUAAAUUUAUAAUUUUUAUAUCGUGCGUAAGUAACUGAUAAAAGCAACUGCGCGUAAUUAACUAUGAUUAAAUCGCGUCUCUGGAUUAUUGAUCCUUUAUGUUUCUUUACGUAAUGUGCACAAUAUUUUCAAUCUAGAUAUGCUCAAUUCUGAACCUCAGUGGAUUGACGGACCUGUGUGUCAUGAAUGCAGCAUCAAAUUUUUCAAUCCGGAUUUAAAGAUAUGCGAAUAGUUAGACAAUUCUGAACCUCAGGCUUUGGAGUUUGGGACCCCCGGACCAAAGCUACCUUUUACUUCUCUUUGUGUGUCAAAAAUGCCAGCAUCAAAUUCGAAUCCGUAGCCCACUAAAACCAGCAAAACGAUUCAGCCGCCAUUGUUUUGUUUUUUCAAAGCCUUGUCGAUUUAAAUGGAAUUUAUAAACCAAUCAGAACGCAGCAUUGAUAAUAGACCACCGGUUGGGUUUUAUUAAUACUAGUUAGUCCUCUUUGCGGUGAUUGCAUCUGCAGAAUUCAAAAGAACUUGGACAUUAAAUAGAGAAAUUUAGGGCCAAUUAUCAUGAAGGCAAAAGAAUAACUUCAUUUGCCAUCCUUUUGGUUUAAAGUGUAUGAUUAUAGUAAUGAAGCGAUUAGACUAUAGCAUAGUGCAAUUCAAGGUUUUUUGGCAAGUAGGUUUUCCGUUGUGUUGUUUGAUUUUACAUCUAACACCAUCUUUAUUUCGUUUAUUUUUAUAGCCGCCACUGUGGGCGUCUUUUGUGUGCCAAGUGCUCAUCAAAACAGGUUCCUAUCAUAAAAUACGAGUUAAAUAAACCAGUCCGAGUUUGUGACGUAUGCUUCGAAAUGCUGACUUCUGGACCAAGCUAGUAUUUCAGGAUCUCAGAGACUAGAAUGUUUAAGAUUUAUAGCAAUGGUAACUCCACUCAAUUAGGUGUAACCUUCCAGCCUGUUUAUGCAAUUUUUUUUUCAAAACCUUCGUUUCUGAUCGUUUUAGCAGGGACGCAAGACAAAAAUGCACUAAAAAGUGCGGUAGCCAAUACCUCUGGUAGAAAGCAUGAAUUCUAGUGAUCUCAAUCUCGCAUAACAGGCAUAAAUACCAAAUUUUUGGUAAAUAGUUUUUGGUCUUUUUUUUUUGUUUAGUCUUCAAAGGAGAUUUCGAUGGGGCUCCUCUUUAUAGACCUGUUCCAAUUGAAACUGAGGAAGGGAGCGAGAUUAGUGAAUCAUCCUACUAGAAAAUUAUAAUAAUGCCAAAAAGCAGUACAGAAUAAUCAGUAAGUCACUAAAUCUGCGAUUAUUGCCCCUUCUCACUAUGCUUGAGCCCCACAUGCAUACUGGUCUUAUGGUUUUAGUAAUGAUUAACUGAAACAUUAGAGAGCUUUAAAUUCUGAGACGAGGACGACUACGAGUACGAGAUUUUCUGAAUACUGAGUAUUGCUCAUGCGUGAGCCAGCGUCAUUUUGGCGGGAAAACGUAACGGCCGUCGUCACUCUACUACGAGUUUUAGCGAGAAUGUCGUAGUGGCGGCAACAAGUUAUCAAAUGUAAGAAGUUUUACCAUUCUGCUAUCGGGAGAGGGCUUAACCUCCUUCAGUAUAAAUAACCGUACUAACAUUUUUGGUGAAAACAAGUAAAAUGAAGCUUUCCGGGGUGUC